This is a messenger RNA of Sarcophilus harrisii (Tasmanian devil), 4078 nucleotides long. RefSeq names its product family with sequence similarity 76 member B (gene FAM76B). Bases 245 to 1264 code for a protein of 339 amino acids. The transcript is spliced from 10 exons. Lineage: Eukaryota; Metazoa; Chordata; Mammalia; Dasyuromorphia; Dasyuridae. The record is from RefSeq and is a predicted model, not a curated record.
AUCGUUGCGGGGCCGGGAGGACGGGUGGCUAAGCAAGGCGGAGGGAGACGGCUGUGGCCUUGGUGUUUAGUCCGCGGCGGCGCUGUAGUUGGGUCCUAGCGCGGAGUCGUAGUGGGCACGGGGUGGGGGUCAAGGGGGGAAGCUUCGGGAGGAGCGCGCGGCCGGGCCCGGGUGCCCAGGCUACCCCGCAGUCCCCCGCAGGGCUCCGCGUUGCAGGAGGCGGUGGAGGAAGAGGAGUAGGAGGAUGGCGGCCUCGGCCUUGUACGCCUGCACAAAGUGUACUCAACGCUAUCCCUUCGAGGAGCUCUCCCAGGGGCAGCAGCUCUGCAAGGAAUGUCGGAUUGCACAUCCUAUUGUAAAAUGUACUUAUUGCAGAUCAGAAUUUCAACAGGAGAGCAAAACUAACACAAUUUGCAAGAAGUGUGCGCAAAAUGUGAAGCAAUUUGGGACACCUAAACCUUGUCAGUACUGUAAUAUCAUUGCAGCGUUUAUUGGCACAAAGUGUCAGCGUUGCACAAAUUCGGAAAAAAAAUAUGGACCACCUCAAACCUGUGAACAGUGCAAACAACAAUGUGCUUUUGAUCGCAAAGAGGAAGGAAGAAGAAAGGUUGAUGGAAAAUUACUAUGCUGGCUUUGCACCCUGUCUUAUAAGAGAGUUUUACAGAAGACAAAGGAACAGAGGAAGAGCCUGGGUUCUUCACAUUCUAACUCAUCCUCCUCAUCACUUACUGAGAAAGACCAGCACCAUUCAAAACACCACCACCACCACCACCAUCACCACCAUCGUCAUAGCAGUAGUCACCACAAAAUCAGCAGUCUGAGUCCAGAACAAGAGCAAGGACUGUGGAAACAGAGCCAUAAAACUUCUGCAGCAAUUCAGAAUGAAACUCCAAAGAAAAAACCCAAACUGGAAUCCAAGCCAUCCAAUGGAGAUAGUAGCUCUAUAAAUCAAUCAGCAGAUAGCGGAGGAACUGACAAUUUUGUCCUUAUAAGCCAGCUGAAAGAAGAAGUGAUGUCACUUAAACGUCUCUUACAACAGAGAGACCAAACCAUUUUAGAAAAAGAUAAAAAGUUAACUGAACUGAAGGCAGACUUCCAAUACCAGGAAUCUAAUUUGAGAACAAAGAUGAACAGUAUGGAGAAAGCUCACAAGGAAACUGUGGAACAACUACAGGCCAAAAAUAGAGAACUACUCAAACAGGUUGCAGCAUUGUCGAAGGGUAAAAAGUUUGAUAAAAGUGGAAGCAUAUUAACAUCACCUUGAGGAAAUAUUAUAUUCAUAUUUAGUGUUCUGCUUAAAUUGUAAAUUCAAAUAAUUCUGUGAAGCCCUUAAAAUUCUGUGUAGUAGAAAACAUAUUUUUGCACACCAAAUGAGUUGGCGUGUUUCCUAUUCACUUUUAUAACUAAUGCAGCAUUUUUUUUAGUUGUCAAAGUAUUCAAAUAAAAUACUUCAACUGGCUUGAAGAAUCUUUUUAAUUUUUUGAUAUCCAAGAACUUUUUUUUGCCAGCAAUAGUAUUAAAACAGUUAUUAAAGGACAGAAAAUAGUGCUCUUUUAAAAGAAUGCAACAUGCAAUAAAUAAUAGAUGUCGUUUUUAAGAAUUAAAGCAACAAUUUUUUUUGUUUGACAUUGCUAACUUCAGAUGAUCCGUUUUCAAUUUUAGGCAUAUGUAACUUUUGGAAUAAGGAAUAUUAUGGACACUUAAGUUUUUGGCGACUGUUCUUUUACUUUCUAUUGAAAUAUGGUAAAUUUAGGAGGGAAAUCAUGGUGCUUUUAUUAAAUGAAAUUCAGAAAUAUAUGUAAAUAUGUUUUAAUAGUUGCAUCAUUAGUAGUAGUCAAUGGGUAGCCUAGUAUUUUCAUCAUUUUGAUAGGAUUUAACAUUUAUUGUACAGUAUCCAAGAUAAAAUACAUGUUUUUGUUUUGUAAAGACUACUGUAGAUUUUUACUUACAAGUGCCUUUUUGCCACCUAAUGUUUUUAUUUAUAGGAAUGCUGGUCUUUUGUACAUAAGGUUUUGUUUUUAAGAUCAUGUUUAAUAAAGUUUGUAUAUAAUGUGUAUGUACAGGAGACAUUAAAAAGAAAAUGCAAACUGCUAGUGAGGUUCUUCAGGUUGUGUUAAGAACUAGCAACAAUUAGUGCAUAUAGAUUUUUUAGGUCGUUGUGAUUUGUGUCUGUAGGAUAGGGGAUGAUAUUGGUCCUAUUAUUUUGUCAAUCAUUUCCAAAAGAUUUCAUUUUAAAUCUUUUGACAUUAUUAUAUUUUAAUUCUGCCACAGUGAAUCAUAUUUGUGUGCAGAAAUAUGCAUGUCUAGCUAUAUACAUAGUUCCACAUAUUUCUUCUUAGUUGAAUAUUAAUAUUUUUUAAAACAUCUUUACUACUGUUUUGUCUACUUUUAUCUGAUUAAUAGAAUUAAUAUGUGUAGUCACCACUGCAUAAUUGGAUAAAUUCUAAUGUUUUCUAAAUUUCCUUUGAAGCUAUUGUUUAUUUUUCUUUGAAUAAGUUGGAACUUCAAAUAGAUUCCAGUGAUGUUUACACAUCAAACUGUCCCAGUGUCUUAAAUCAUUAUUCUCAAAAGGAUAGUAUAGGAUGAUGUAUGUAUUAUGUUAGUGUAAAAUAUAUAUUGGGCCUUUUUAAAAAAAAAAAAAAAAACUUAAAAAAAUAAUAAUUUUGAGCCUUGAAUGGAAUUGGUCUGCUUUAAAAAUGUAUCACUUCAGCCUUUUACUUCAUAAGCAUUAAAAAUAAUCUAGCACUCUAUUGGGUUUACUAUUUACAUACAAUGAAAUCAGCACUUCUUGCCCCUAAUAUCUUAUAGGUUAAACCAGCUCAACUCUGCUCUGGGCAAACUAUUGUGCUCACCACAUACUUAUUACUAGACAUAUCAUUGUAAAAUUUUUUAAUGUUUUAAAGUAUUAUCUAAACCAACAUUUUAAUUUUAUUGCCCUUGGAAAGGUUGACUUUUUCCAAUACAGUUUGUGGGUGGUACUAGUCUUUUGAAAUGGCUGGUGUUUUAGUAGCUUAUUCCUACAAAUUUUUCAAUGUAGAAUCAUACUUUCAUUUUUUGAUAUGCCCUAUUUAGAAGUACAAAGUUGGGUUAGUUUUCAAGUAAAGCAUAUCCUGAAUAUUUCUAACUUGAAAAUAAAAGCAUCAAUUUAUUUCCAUCAAGUUUAAUAUGUGUGUGUGCGUGUGUGUAAAUAUAUGUGUAUGUGUAUAUAUACAUAUAUAUUCACACAUACAUAUAUAUAGAAAGAGUUACAUUAAGUUUAAUAGUCUUCAUAGGUUAAAUACACAUACUGUGCUUUUAACUUAGCAUUUUCUGCCCAAGUUGUACUAUACUAUAGUGCAUUUUAAUGCUGAGAAGAUUUACUAAAUCAAAAAGAUGUUUAUUUUCAUUUAAAAUCUUUCAUAACUGGUAUUUUUCCAAUUUCAUACCUAUUUCUCAUUCUCUAUUAGUCAUCAUAGUUUUUAAAGCAAACCAUCCAUUUUAGUAACACUCAAUAACACUCACAUUCAAACUUGUGAAGUUGCUGCAAUUUUAAAUUGUUUUUAUUUUUGUUUUAAGGAACACCGGGAAAUUCAAUUGACUAUGUCAGCUUUGUAAAUUCUAAUGCUAAAACCUUUUAAGGGCUUCACAGUGUUUAGUCCUAAUUUAAAUAUGCCCUUUUUCUUUUUAUUCCAUGACCUCAUUUUAAAACUUAAAUUUUUAAAGAUUGUAAACAAAUACAUUGAGUUCUAGACCAUCAUGUCUUGGAUCUGUAGUGUAUUGACAAAAUGGCCUGAUGUUCUUUAACUGUGGAUCUGUAAGGAGAUAAUAUUGUGUGCUGUAUUGUGCUUUUUAGCUUGUUUUCAGCUGUUCAUUAGCAUUGACAAGUCAUAGCCACUUUGGCUCAAGUUAUUUAUGUACUUUAAGCCUGUUAAUAUUACAGUCCUUUUUAGAUAGUAUUGGUCUAAAUAUGCAUUUUGCAGUGAAGCUGUUGAGCUGUUCACAUGUAUAAACUAUUGAAAUACUGUACUUGCACACAUCUGACUGUUGACAUUUUGUACUUUUUUCUAAAUCAAAUAUUUCACAAUAAAAACUUUACAAA